CUCUCAUGAAAUGAAUAAAAACUAAACAUCGGUUGUUUUUCUUGAACUAAACCCGCAGGUUGCAGUAUCUUCUUGGCUGCAAGGGGGUAGGAGGGGAGGGGGGGAGAAGCAAUGACACCGCCUUGCUUCGAUGACGCUCGCCAUCGGGAGACAUUUGGACAGCCUUCAGCCUAUGUAACCCAUAUUCCGAGCAACAAAUGGUGCGUCUGAGCCGGAGAUGUAAUCCUGGAGUUAGAAAGAUGUUUCCGCCGUCAGUAGGGCACUGAUGCUCAACUACAGACCCUGCAGCUGGAGGACAAAACGCGCGGUAUCAUCUGUUGAUCGGAUUGGAGACAAUUAAGCGCAUUAUCAUGAGCCGCAGCGGUCCGACUUCCAGGUGAAAUUUGAGGAGAGUGAAAUGAUUCCAAAGUCAGGAAAAUCUCCAGCUGACUCACGGAAAGGUGUAGGCAUCCAUGAGUUUGCAGCACUGGCCAGAUCCUCCUUAAAUGGCAUCUCUCAGGCAGUGAGGGACCAUGUGACAAAGCCCACUUCGCUUGCUCAGGGCCGGGUCGCCCACCUGAUAGAGUGGAAAGGUUGGCCAAAACCUGCAGCUGCUCCACCAGGCACCCAGUCACAGUUUAACUCCUACUGCCAUCUGACUGAAGGGGAAAAGGAGGCUCGGUUUGCUGCAGGUGUGGCUGAGCAGUUUGCCAUUGCUGAGGCUAAACUGCGUGCCUGGGCGUCUCUGGAUGAUGAUGACGAGGAAGUUUUCAAUGAUGAAGACUCCCACAUGAAUGGACAGACUAAUACCGUGUCCAGCCAGGGCUCAGAGUCCGCCAUGCCUAAUCCUUUCAGCGGAGAGCAAUGGCAGCCUGAGACGCAAGGCCUUGAAGCACCAUCCUCCGACUGUCCUAUGGGCUCAAACAACAGCAGUCUGCUCUGCGAUAGGCCUUCAACUUGCAAUGACCUACAUUCAUCCCAGACCAACUCGCCUACUUUACCCAGCGACUGCAUGAGUCCAUUUCUGGAGGAAGAGGAAGAGCAGGAGAGGCUGGAUGGUCUUGAGGAGCAGAUGGUUCCUUUGCAGGAACAGCACAGUGAGGUCUGCAUCCACAGCAAGCCAGAGUGGAGACCUCGAGGCAGGAGCAGCAGGUUUGACUCCUGCUACUCCACCUCUCAUUCAGAGUCUCCUGGAGAGGAGGAUGAAGAGGAUGAGGAGGAAGAAGGCAGCGUGUUUCACGACGUUCGGGUUUGGCACUGCAGCCCUAGGGGCUUCUUCUCUGACCGGGCAUCCUCCGGAGUGGCAUCGUUCGAUGAAGAGGAGAGAGAAGGGAUAGAGGAGGAGAAGAAGGAGGAGAAAGAGUAUUUGAUGUGAUGUGCUGUCCAUCUUUAAGUCUCUUUUGGGUCUGUGUUGAUUCUGAUAUGACAUAAUCUAUUCUGCUUACACUCUAAACCUCUCGUCUCCUCUUCCUCAUCGUCUCUUCUCGACUGGCAACCUUUUGCCCUUCAUCCUCCUGGCUACUCACUGAUCUCACCCCAGUGUUUAUUGCUGUCCCAAACAGUGAACAUGUCAGAGUUCAACCAGAACGUAAAGCUGUUGUUCAAACUGAGUUUUGUACAUUUUCGUGAGUUGUGUGUUGCUAUUGCGUUGGUUUUCUAUGGAUAUUUUGUAGUGUUGUGUCUUUUCCGGGUCAUGCUGUAUAACGUGGUUUUGAUAUGGAGAGCCUGAAUGUCCUGCAUAUAUAAAUAUGAUUUUUUGAAACAUGA
This is a messenger RNA of Melanotaenia boesemani (Boeseman's rainbowfish), 1746 nucleotides long. RefSeq names its product family with sequence similarity 131 member A (gene fam131aa). The coding region runs from base 398 to 1354 and encodes 318 amino acids. The transcript has 5 exons. The record is from RefSeq and is a predicted model, not a curated record. NCBI's taxonomy places the organism in Eukaryota, Metazoa, Chordata, Actinopteri, Atheriniformes, Melanotaeniidae.